ACACCUGUAUAUAAAGAUGGACUUCAGCUUUGGUGAUCAAAAACACAGGAAGCGCUUUGACCAACAGCCAUCAUGGGAAAGAUUAUCUUCUACGAGGACAGGAACUUUGAAGGCCAGCACUAUGAGUGCAUGAGUGACUGCGCUGACCUGCACUCCAUGUUCGACCGCUGCCGCUCCAUCCGGGUGGAGAGCGGCAUGUUCAUGAUCUACGACCGCCCCGGCUACAUGGGAACCCAGUACUUCAUGAAGAGGGGAGAGUACAACGACUACCUGGGAAUGACGGGCAUGACUGAGUGUGUCAGGUCCUGCCGCAUGAUCCCCGUGCACAGCGGCAACUUCAGGAUGAGGCUCUACGAGCAUUUCGACAUGGGAGGUGAGAUGAUGGAGCUGACAGACAACUGCCCCAACCUCAUGGAUCGUUUCCACAUGUCCAACUUCAACUCCUGCAACGUGAUGGAGGGCCACUGGCUCAUCUACGAGCAGGCCAACUACAGGGGGCGUCACUACUACGUCCGGCCCGGCCAGUACAAGAGCUUCAACGAGUGGAGCGGCAACAACUCCAAGAUCGGCUCCAUCAGGCGACUCAUGGAUCUCUAAAGACAGAAGUACAGUUCUUGUGAAAUGUCUGCUCUUUGCCUUGUUUCACACGCUGAAUAAAAUGGCGUCAGUGCUCAAUUGUA
Perca fluviatilis (European perch) is the source of this 680-nucleotide messenger RNA. RefSeq names its product gamma-crystallin S-1-like. The record is from RefSeq and is a predicted model, not a curated record. Gene Ontology annotation, biological process: lens development in camera-type eye; visual perception. Lineage: Eukaryota; Metazoa; Chordata; Actinopteri; Perciformes; Percidae. Gene Ontology annotation, molecular function: structural constituent of eye lens. Bases 73 to 597 code for a protein of 174 amino acids. The transcript has 3 exons.